AUGAGCUCCAAGGUGUGCAAGAACUGCGGCAGCUCGGACAUCGACGUGGACCAGGCCCGCGGCGAUGCCGUGUGCAUGGUGUGCGGCUCCGUGCUGGAGGACAACAUCAUCGUGUCCGAGGUGGAGUUUGUAGAGUCGGGAGGCGGAGGGUCGCUGGCUGUCGGACAGUUUGUGUCUUCAGAAGGUGGUCCCAAAAACCCGUCUUUCGGGGAUGGACACUUCUCAGGAAUGGGGUCCGAGUCCCGAGCCCAGACACUGCAGAGAGCUCCAGGCUGGCUGGCAGCUGCCCUGGGAGCAGCUGGUUACCACGGCGACGACCGUCUGCUCUGCUUAUGA
Messenger RNA from Menidia menidia (Atlantic silverside), 336 nucleotides. The record is from the annotation of a GenBank genome assembly. Lineage: Eukaryota; Metazoa; Chordata; Actinopteri; Atheriniformes; Atherinopsidae.